Molecule: messenger RNA, 2588 nt
Organism: Polypterus senegalus (gray bichir)
Lineage: Eukaryota; Metazoa; Chordata; Cladistia; Polypteriformes; Polypteridae
Product: zinc finger protein 3-like
Exons: 4
Coding region: 129-2354 (741 amino acids)
Biological process (GO): regulation of transcription by RNA polymerase II
Molecular function (GO): zinc ion binding; RNA polymerase II cis-regulatory region sequence-specific DNA binding; DNA-binding transcription factor activity, RNA polymerase II-specific
Source: RefSeq, a predicted model, not a curated record
CUCGUGCCGUGGAGUGGAGUGGAGUAUUUACUUGUGUAGUAAGCAGGGAGUGUAGGCGGCUUUAAACAUACUGUAGUAGCUUCACGGACAGGUAUAGAGUGGCAUAGUUGGCAGGAUUUCUGGGGAAGAUGACUGAACCAGUGGGCCUUACCAAAGUCUUUUGGAAUAAGGGAGAGAAGCGGCAACAACUUGAAGUUCAGGUAGCCACUCAACAAAUUAAUUUUGCAGAUGAUGAAGCCCGAAAAAAUGCAAGAGAAGACUUGCAAACUGAAAGAGCUGUGGGCCCGUCGCAGGUACUUACACCUUUACAGCCCCAAGAUAACAUAGAAGUUUACUUGCUUAGAUUUGAACGUACUGCCACACGGCAUAAUUGGCCGCGAGAAGAAUGGGCGCAGAUCCUUGCCCCCUUCAUAACAUGCGAACUGCAACAGGCCUACUAUGAUUUAGAGCAGUGUACCAUUAGGGAUUAUAACAUACUGAAAAAAGAAAUUCUCACAAGGCAUGGGCGAAGUCCAGAUUGUCAAGCACAGAAAUGUAGGGCCUGGUGCUUUGAUCCAGAGAAGCCUGCACGCUCCCAAGCCUUUGAACUCUGGGACAAGUUGGCCCGAUGGCUAAGACUGGGUGAAAACACGGUUGAGAAAGUUGUAGAGAUGAUUUCAUGUGACUACCUUGUGCAUGCGCUGCCUGAAGACCUUGCCAGAAUUGUACAAAGACAUUACUGGGCUAAUAUGGUGGGUCUAGUGAAAAUACUUGAAAGGUAUCAAACUGCUCUUCAAACAGAACUCCCAGAAGGAAAAAGACAGACCAGAUCAUCACAGCCACAGAGAAGUGAACACGAGAUAAAGGAAGCAGAAUUGAGUGCCAGGAGAAAGGAACAAUCAUCACUGCCCCUCCGUUGUUACAAAUGCGGUGAGAUUGACCAUAUUGUGCCCAAUUGUCCCCGGCUAGACGAACCGAUGGACUGUGGAUGGAUUCACAGUCACAGAGAUGAAGAAGAAACACCUGCUUUUUCCUGGAUGGAUUUGACAGAGGAGAUGUGUCAGGCAGACAUGAACGUUGUGCAGAAAAAGGCGGUAAAUAUUAAGAAAGAAGUCGGUGAAUGGGAAUCUGUCCAACCUAAACCGGAGCGUCUCUGCAUUACUGAUGAGCAUAGUGAACUGGGGUCAGUAGGCAUUAAAGAAGAAAAAGAUGAGAAGAUUUUCAGUAUGAGCAUGAAGAAAGAUCAAAUUAUAUAUGGUGUGAAGAAAGACGAACUUGAGUCCAUCCUUAAGUACGGAUGUCAGGAUGGUGCAGUGACCAGGCUAGUCUCCUCUCGGUUUGAACAGGGUUGUUCUCAGGAGCAGGCAGUCAAUGGGAAAUCUGAGAGUGCACUGUCUGUCAGGAGGCGGACUGAGAAGACCUCAAAGGCAGCAUCAGGAAAUCAAGUGUCCUCAACAAAUCAUUCUGACGAAAAUUUACAAGAGAAUACCAGCCUGUCGUCCUCUUCAGUUGCUCAGACCUCUCUUCAGUGCAAAUCAAGACAAAUGGCAUAUGAUGAAAGUAAGAAGACCUCGACAUCUGGAUCACAGAUUUUGGUAACCGCCUCUUUUCAUGUUGGGCAACUAACAAGGAUGGACUCUGUUAACACUCAACAACAGUUGCAAAAUACAAAUUCAUCAGCUUUGACUAUCUGCCAGGAGAGUAGGGAAACUUUCAGAUCUAAAUCCAAAAGUAGUAAGUGGUGUCACACAAAGCAGAAGCCACAUUGCUGUUCUGAUUGUGGGAAACAAUUCUUGUAUUAUAGCGGCCUUCAGAAGCAUCAGAGGAUUCACACUGGAGAGAAACCAUAUUGCUGUUCUGAAUGUGGCAAACACUUCACACAAAUGAGCCAUCUUCAAGACCACAAAAGAAUUCAUACAGGAGAGCGGCCCUAUUGCUGUUCUGAAUGUGGCAAAAGAUUCUCGCAAAUGAGCCAUCUCCAGACCCAUAAAAGAAUUCACACCGGUGUGAGACCGUAUUGUUGUUCAGAGUGUGGCAAGCAAUUUUUUAUCCGAGGCAAUCUUCAGAGACAUACUAAAGUUCACACUGGGGAGAAGCCAUAUUGUUGUUUAGAAUGUGGUAAAAAAUUUGCAUACAGAAGCAAUUUUAAGAGACACUCCAGAGUUCACAAAGAGAAAAAAACUUGCAAUCGUGGUGGAAGCACAGAAGUAAAGGAGAUACAAGUGAAAGUAAAGAGAGAAGUCUUAGAGCAGGUUAAUCCAAGACUACCCAGAAACAUUUUAAAAGGCGCACGGAAGUUACCUUCAUCACCAGAUAAAACUGCAACUGAAACCUUUAGGAGAAAGAGAAAGGUCCUCAAGAGCACACAAAAGUGAGAUGAACUGCUUCUGGCCAUUGGUAACCAGGUCCAGGUUAAUGCUUGAUUUCAGCUACAGUUAGGACUGUAGGACUAUCCCCAAAUCAUAAAAGAAAACCUGAAAUGAUUAUCAUUGUCAUUUUCAAUAUGUCUAUUGUGCACACUAGAGGCACUAGAGGAACCCACCAGACAGACGUCCCAGACACACUGGUAAAAGCACCGGAAGAUUCUUUUAUUAUUUUCUUCAAUAAAC